AUGGAAGAGAUGAGCCAAAUCUACCUCGAACAUUCUCAACAAGUCGAGGAGGCUGACGACUCCCCAACACCCAUCAUGGAUCAUUACUACUUCCAAGGUGGCAACAACGCCCUCGCCACCAUGGUAAAUCUCAAUCAAUCCGAAUUCGAAACAGUCUGGGCGAUUGUCGAGUCCGUCCUGGAUGCCCAUUUCAUGACACUUGCCGUGUUGAAGCACUACAACGCUUGGGACAAACACGCUUUGAAUUUUGGUAUGAAGGCUCCUCCUACCUUUGCGAAAAUGGUCCAACGUGUCUUGGACCUUGUGGAGCCUGUCUUGUUCGAGCACUACGUGAAGCCACCAUCAAUGACGGAGCAAGUGCGCAAAGACCAUGAUUUUGAAAACUUUCCGUCGGCCUUGUACUGCACUGAUGUCAAGUUUCAACCAUCGUACCGCCCAACUGGCCGAUUUGAUGAGGCCAAACACUACUUCUCUGGUAAGCAUAAACUCUAUGGCCUCAAGCUCGAAGUCUCGGUUGCUUACCCCGGGUUUGCCGUCGCCGUGUCUGAUCACAGCCCAGGCUCUGUGUCUGAUGUGUCCAUGUUCUACAAUCGUGGGAAGAUUCAUCGCAAGAUGCUCAGGAAAUCCAAUACCGAGAUGGACAUUGCAGACCAGGAGGAUGGGGUUGACCGUUGGCAUGACCUCACGCCUCGUGACCUGGAGCGCAGCAACAAGGUCUCUUCGGAUCGAGUCCUUGUCGAAAACUACUUUGGCCGCAUGUGCAGUCUCUGGAAGAUCAUGUCGGUCACCUACAAGUGGAAUGAGUCCAAGUUUGACCAGAUGGAAUCUACUAUCAUGGUGUACUGGCUGGUACAGUAG
Messenger RNA from Aphanomyces invadans, 858 nucleotides. RefSeq lists its product as hypothetical. The transcript is spliced from 3 exons. NCBI's taxonomy places the organism in Eukaryota, Oomycota, Saprolegniomycetes, Saprolegniales, Verrucalvaceae. The coding region runs from base 1 to 858 and encodes 285 amino acids. The record is from RefSeq and is a predicted model, not a curated record.